Molecule: messenger RNA, 6856 nt
Organism: Oreochromis aureus
Lineage: Eukaryota; Metazoa; Chordata; Actinopteri; Cichliformes; Cichlidae
Exons: 10
Coding region: 200-3898 (1232 amino acids)
Biological process (GO): regulation of transcription by RNA polymerase II
Cellular component (GO): nucleus
Molecular function (GO): RNA polymerase II transcription regulatory region sequence-specific DNA binding; DNA-binding transcription factor activity, RNA polymerase II-specific
Source: RefSeq, a predicted model, not a curated record
AGCGCCCCACGUGACCGCUUACAGCAAACCUCAGCAGAGUAGCGACAGCGGGAGAAGAGUUGCGCGUGCGCAGACAUGGCUGCCGUCCUAUGAAGCAGACCGAGCUCACACACAAAGUAUCGCUCCUGUUCCUGUCGAUCAAACACCAAUAACACAGCGUUGCUGUUGCUUCUAUCGACCCGCCGCAGCUGAAGCAGUCAUGUGUUCACUUGAGUCUCUGAGAGAGUUCAUACAGGAGAGGCUGACUGCUGUUUGUCAACAAAUCUUCUGCGAGGUUCAGAAAACCAUCGUCCAGUAUGAGGAGGAGAUCGAGCGUCAGCGCAGACUGCUGGAUAUCAGCCGGAGACCCGACACACACUCACACGGCUCAGAAUUCCAACAGCUUCAUGUUUGUGGGAAAGAGGAGCGUCUGACAGAACAGCAGGUCUUUAACCAGGAGAUGAUCUCCAGUGUGGACCAGGAGGACCCGGAGCCUCCACAGAUGAAAGAGAGACAGGAGGAGGAACCCUGCGGCAGUCAGGAUGGAGAGCAGCUGGGAGUGAAGCAGGAGGCUGACGGCGUCAGAACGGAUGAUGGGUGGCUCAAACUGCUGGCGACCAUCUGGAAACCCGAGAUAAAGCUGCACAGAAUAGACCUUCAACAACUAAAUGUCUGUGAGGAAGAGGUGGAGGAGGAGGAGCCACUCACAAACCAGGAAAACUAUAACGAGGAGAGUCACUCCAGUGUGGACCAGGAGGACCAGGAGGACCCAGACCCUCCACAGAUUAAUGAGGAACAGGAGGAUCUCUGCAGCAGUCAGAAGGGAGAGCAGCUGGGAGUGAAGCUGGAGGCUGAUACCCUGACAGUGACUCCUGCUUAUGAGGAAAGUGACCACAGUGAAGCAGAACCAAACAGUGAGCAAAUCUGUCACAGCUCUGCUGAAGCAGAGAGCCGAGAUCAGGAAGAAAGUCAGCAUGUGGACUCAGGGUCGCCUGAAAAUGCAGAGGUGAAGAAGAUCAUACGUCGCAAAAAGAAAAGUGACAGUAAUAAAGUCAAAGAUCCUGCUCUGUCAGAGAGUCAGGGUCAAAGUGGGGCAAUAAAAAAGACUGAACAAUGUGACAUCUGUGGGAAAAGUUUUCAGUUUAAAUCACGCCUGAUUGCACACGUGAGAUGUCACACAGGUGAGAAACCGUUUUCAUGUAGCACCUGUGGAAAAGCAUUUGUGUUUAAAUCCCAACUGAAUAGACAUAUGAGACGUCACACAGGUGAGAAACCAUAUUCUUGUAGCACCUGUGAUAAAACAUUUCUCCUUAGAUCCCUGCUGAAUGCUCAUGUAAGAGUUCACACAGGUGAGAAGCCAUUUUUGUGUAGCACCUGUGGGAAAGCGUUCACUUCCAACGCACAAUUGACCACACACACAAGAGUUCACACAGGUGAGAAACCAUAUUCUUGUAACACCUGUGGUAAAACCUUUAACUGUACAACCUACCUGACAAAACAUGUCAGAGUUCACACAGGUGAGAAACCUUAUCCUUGUAGCACCUGUGGGAAACAAUUUAGUCAAUGGAUACACAUGAAUCGCCACAUGAGGCGUCACACAGGUGAGAAGCCAUAUAGCUGCAGCACUUGUGGUAAAAGAUUCCCUUACAAAUCAGGAUUGAAAGUUCACAUGAAUACACACAGAAUCUCUAAACAGGUCUGCAGAACCAGCAUCCCUACAGUUCACAGCACAGUGUGCGUGCUGUGGACACAAAAUACAAGUUACAUCUUAGUGAUGGAGAGCCGCUCCUGGUCAGCGGCUCAGUCGUACUGCAGGACAUACCACACAGACCUGACCAGUAUAAGAAGCAAAGAGGAGAAAUCCAACAUCACGCUCACGUUGAAUGGAUCAGGGGUUCAGUAUGUGUGGAUUGGUCUCUACAGGGAUCCCUGGGCCUUCUGGUCUGACAACACAACCUCCACAUUCACUAACUGGAUGUCUGUGACAAAGCAAACAGUGGUGAAAAUGAAGCUUCAGUCAGAGGCAGACAUGCACAGCACAGAGAUCCAGCAGCAGGUUUCACAGCAGCUGUCAGGCCUCAUGCUGUCAGAAGGACUGACAGACUUCAGGAUUCGAUGGAGGAAAGUCCAGAGUUACCGUGACGACCGGAUGAAGAAGCAGGAUGUGGACGCGCCCCACGUGACCGCUUACAGCAAACCUCAGCAGAGUAGCAACAGCGGGAGAAGAGUUGCGCGUGCGCAGACGUGGCUGCCGUCCUAUGAAGCAGACCGAGCUCACACACAAAGUAUCGCUCCUGUUCCCGUCGAUCAAACACCAACAACACAGCGUCGCUGUCGCUUCUAUCGACCCGCCGGAGCUGAAGCAGCCAUGAGUUCAGCUGAGGCUCUGAGAGAGUUCAUACAGGAGAGGCUGACUGCUGUUUGUCAACAAAUCUUCUGCGAGGUUCAGAAAACCAUCGUCCAGUAUGAGGAGGAGAUCGAGCGUCAGCGCAGACUGCUGGAUAUCAGCCGGAGACCCGACACACACUCACACGGCUCAGAAUUCCAACAGCUUCAUGUUUGUGGGAAAGAGGAGCCUCUAACAGAACAGCAGGUCUUUAACCAGGAGAUGAUCUCCAGUGUGGACCAGGAUGACCCCGAGCCUCCACAGAUGAAAGAGAGACAGGAGGAGGAACCCUGCAGCAGUCAGGAUGGAGAGCAGCUGGGAGUGAAGCAGGAGGCUGACGGCGUCAGAACGGAUGAUGAGUGGCUCAAACUGCUGGCGACCAUCUGGAAACCCGAGAUAAAGCUGCACAGAAUAGACCUUCAGCAACUAAAUGUCUGUGAGGAAGAGGUGGAGGAGGAGGAGCCACUCACAAACCAGGAAAACUAUAACGAAGAGAGGCGCUCCAGUGUGGACCAGGAGGACCAGGAGGACCCAGACCCUCCACAGUUUAAUGAGGAACAGGUCGAUCUCUGCAGCAGUCAGAAGGGAGAGCAGCUGGGAGUGAAGCUGGAGACUGAUACCCUGACGGUGACUCCUGCUUAUGAGGAAAGUGACCACAGUGAAGCAGAACCAAACAGUGAGCAAAUCUGUCACAGCUCUGCUGAAGCAGAGAGCCGAGAUCAGGAAGAAAGUCAGCAUGUGGACUCAGGGUCGCCUGAAAAUGCAGAGGUGAAGAAGAUCAUACGUCGCAAAAAGAAAAGUGACAGUAAUAAAGUCGAAGAUCCUGCUCUGUCAGAGAGUCAGGGUCAAAGUGGGGCAAUAAAAAAGACUGAACAAUGUGACAUCUGUGGGAAAAGUUUUCAGUUUAAAUCACGCCUGAUUGCACAUGUGAGAUGUCACACAGGUGAGAAACCGUUUUCAUGUAGCACCUGUGGAAAAGCAUUUGUGUUUAAAUCCAAACUGAAUAUACAUAUGAGACGUCACACAGGUGAGAAACCAUAUUCUUGUAGCACCUGUGGUAAAACCUUUAACUGUACAACCUACCUAAACAGACAUGUAAGAGUUCACACAGGUGAGAAACCAUAUUCUUGUAGCACCUGUGAUAAAACAUUUCUCCUUAGAUCCCUGCUGAAUGCCCAUGUAAGAGUUCACACAGGUGAGAAGCCAUUUUUGUGUAGCACCUGUGGGAAAGCGUUCACUUCCAACGCACAAUUGACCACUCACACAAGAGUUCACACAGGUGAGAAGCCAUAUUCUUGUAACACCUGUGGUAAAACCUUUAACUGUACAACCUACCUGAAAAAACAUGUCAGAGUUCACACAGGUGAGAAACCUUAUCCUUGUAGCACCUGUGGGAAACAAUUUAGUCAAUGGAUACACAUGAAUCGCCACAUGAGGCGUCACACAGGUGAGAAGCCAUAUAGCUGCAGCACUUGUGGUAAAAGAUUCCCUUACAAAUCAGGAUUGAAAGUUCACAUGAAUACACACAGGUGACACGGUUAUGUGAAAGCUGCAGAAUCUGUGGGAAAAGAUUUUGUUAAUGAGACACGUCAUAAUUUAUGUUGCUUAAAAAUGUUAUAUUUAGAAAAUGUGGGCCAGAGUCAAAGCAGUGUGUUGGUGGUAGAGCUCACACUGACCAGGAGUCAAAUCAUUGCGACACCCGAGUGAAAAGAUGACCAAUAUUCAAAUUAGCAUUUUCUGUCCAGAGUAGUAAAAACUCUCAGCAUUCUUUAUAAAGUUCAUUACUUUAUUCUUAUAAUUGUAUUAGAGAGACCCUGAUGUUACAUUUAAUGAUGGUUAAAAUUCAGUGUGCUCCGUUUCUUCGAGAUCAUUGUUCUGAUCUGUUCUGAGCAUUGUUCUUUGAGAUCAUAGUACUGUUGUUUAUUAUUGCAUGUUAAAUUUGAAAGAGCGAUUUCAUUCAUUACAUUUUUGUGAAGUGUAAUCAGUAACAUAUGAAAGCAGCAUAAGAGAGAGCUCUCUCUUUUUUCAGUUUUUCUUUGUACAUUUCUAUAAGAAAACAAAAACAUUAUUACAUUUAGAGAACGUGUACCAGAAAAGUCAUUCAAUUUGUGUUUGGUUGUUUAUUUGUGUGUUGUAACAAUGGUUUUUGACAAUAAAUCCUAUACCAUUGCAAAGCCUAUUUACUUCUCUUUAAAUGGAAGCACAUUUAUAAGGAACAUUUUAUUCAUUGGUUGAGCAGCAGAGUUGAGGAUGUAGAUUGCAUCCAUGACAAACAGCUAAUUCUGCUAUUGUGUCAUAAUUUUUAGCUUCCAGAGACCAGGUGCUGACAUCAGGUGCCUGAUCGGCUCCUGACUAGCAGAAUCUGUGAGCAUGGACCCUGAUACAGCAGUCAGAUCUAGCAACUUCAACCUGUUAUUACACAAAAUCAAGUUUCAGCAUUAUUUGCAGUGAGACAAAGUACUUUUUGUGCUUAGUUGAUUUAUUUCAGCAAAAAGCAUAAAGUAAUCAACUUGUACAGAUACAGCAAAAUCACUGUGAAGGAGUCCUCACCGAUUACCGGCUAAUGGGCCACUGUAAUGAUAUCCCCGUCUAUGACAUGGAAGAUGCAAGAAUGACUGAUGAUGAUGCUAAGAAAAAACAGUGGUAAUGUCUUGUGUAUUCAGCAGGGGGAGCAGUGUUUACAUUCAUUUACAGGCCUGCAACAUUAUUUAUUUAUAAUUGUUCCAUUUGUUCAGGAAUCUCAUUCUGACAGAAUCAUAACAUUUAGACUAUUGAAAACUCACAACAGCAGUCACCUCGUAGCACUUUACAUUGUAAGGCAAAGACCCUAAAAGACUAAUCAGAUGAGCUGUAAUGAAGAAAUGCUUUUUCAACAGUGGGAAGGAAAAACUCCCUCUUAACAGGAAGAAACAUCGAGCAGAACCAGGCUCAGGGAGGGGCGGCCAUCCUCGAUCGUAUCAGGAUAAACCCACGCCGUAGAAGAGAGCCUUAGAUGAAUAAUAACUAAUGAUUAAAUGCAUAGAGGUUCAUAAACACAUAGUGGGUGAAUAGCGCUCAGUGCAUCAUGGGAAUCCCCCACCAGCCUGCCCCUAUUGAGGCAUAACUAAAGGAGGAUUCAGGGUCAGGGGCAGUUAUGUACAGCUACUUUUAAUACUGCUGAUAUUUAUUUAGACUCUUUUUCUCUGAUUGAUCUUUCUGAGUUAACUUCAAUAAUUACUUCCUCCGAAUCAUCAAGGCUGCUUAAAGAAGUCGAAACAUUAAUGAAUGAUUCAGUUCUACAUAUGAUGAAUCUUUCCCUGUUACUGGACUCACAUGUCCUCUACCAGAAUCUCUAAACAGGUCUGCAGAACCAGCAUCCCUACAGUUCACAGCACAGUGUGCGUGCUGUGGAGUGAGUUUGUAUGUUUGAGCGUUUGGAACAUGCUUUGUCCAGUCCCCAAACCUUUGACUCAACCGCUGCCACCCCCCCAUUGUGCUCCAGUCAAAUUGGAUUGAUUUAAAGUAUUGAUUUAUCUCUGAAAUAACUCUCUGGAUAAAUGCUUUUGUUAUGUAAUUGGAUUGCACUGUCAGGCCUCAACCCUGACCUGACCAACUUAAGUGUUUCACCUGAAGGCUAAGCUUCUGCUCGUCUAGCUCUUAGGGUCACUGAGGCACGCAACUGACCACAUAAAGCUGGAACUCUCUUAGGGGAAAAAAUGAAAAAUGAAACAACAAAAAAAUAAAAUUAAUUUUUGCUCAUUAGAUUAUAGCAGCUAAAAACAUGAAAUUUGCAUUAAUUGGAUGACCUAUAUCAAAUAUAUUCGAACCCAACAAUAACACCUCUCACUAUUGCCAAUUGUUAUGGCCCUGGGCAUUGGAGGGAGUGAGACUGCCUUUUUGUGUUCAUGCAAAUCCAUGUGUGCCAUGACUUGUGGGUGAUUGGUUACUGGGAGACCCGUGCCAACCCUCUUUUAUGCAGAAUGAAGUGUGCCAGACCACGCGGACGAUUGGCUGCCCGGUGAUCCCAUGAUGCUCCAAGAGGCAAUCAGUGGCUGAUCGUGCCCACCUGUGGCUACAAAAGGCUGGAGGUCCUUCACUCAGUGGCUGCUGCUUAGGACUGAACAUGCAGUUUGCCCUUCAUGGCUCCCUCUUUGAUCUUUGUUGAACUUGUUCAUAAUACUGAACUUUGUCAAACCUUGGUGCAUGCUUAAACUUAGCCUGAUUAGAGUUUUGAGCUGCUAGCUUGAUGUGAGUAGAGUUUUGUAAUGCUGGCUUGGUUUAGUUAACCCUUAGCUUUUACUUCUGACUGUUUUCUUCUUUAUGUAAUAAUUGUUUGCCCAGUGGUCUGUUGAACAGCCCUGUCAGUUUUCUGUUUACAGUUUGAAAUUAAAACCUUUUACUUUACUCAGUUUUGUGUGGGGGGCUUGUGUAUGUUAAUCCUCCCCUGAUGCCUUGCAGAGGGGGUCGUAACACCAAUAUUAACAAAACUAAAAGGAGUAGGCCAAGUUAUGA